AUGAGCUUUUUUGGAGGCGGCGGCGGCGCCUUUGGCCAAAAUGCUCAGUCGACCAUGGGAAGUGCUUUUGGAGGAGGAGCUUUCGGACAGCAGCCGGCUCAGCAGCAACAGCCUGCAUUUGGAGGCUUCGGACAACCGCAGGCAUCAGCGUUUGGCGCCCCAGCCGCUGCCCCUGCCUUUGGUUUUGGUCAGACAACCUCUGCCUUCGGCGCGCAAGCAGCGGCUCCUGCCUUUGGUGGGAAUCCCUCCACUGGAGGAUUCUCUUCCUUUGGUAGCACUGGCAGCGCUUUCGGCGCCAACCCAGCACAACCGGCAGGGUUUGGCUUCGGACAAACAUCAUCGCCUUUCGGCGCUCCUGCGGCGAAUCCUUCGAACCCCUUCGGUCAACCAUCGCAAGCUGGCUUCGGCUUUGGCCAGACUGCACCUGCACAGACUGGAGGCUCUUUCUUUGGUGGCGGAGGAUUCGGAGCGAACACCGGGGUUGCCCCAACAUUCGGAGCAUCGUCUUCAGCCUUUGGAGUCUCCAGUGGUGCUGCCCCAGGGUUUGGAGGGUUUGGGAACACGGCCCAGCAGGCAGCACCGCCAGGAACUCCGAACACUUCUGUGCAGCCUUACGAAGCGACCAAAGGGCCGGAUGGUACCGGAACAGCAUCGGCAAGCACUCAGGGAAACUACAUGUCUAUCACCCAUAUGAACACAUAUGCCAAUUAUUCUUUUGAAGAGUUGCGUGUCGGCGACUACAUGAUGAACCGCAAGAAGAAAGACAACGCCGCAGGGGGGACGUUUGGAGCCACUUCCACCUUCGGAGCUGCUCAGCAACAGAAUCCAUUCGGCCAAACUCAAGCGACGCCAGCGUUCGGAUCCACUCCCUUUGGCAACACUGGAGCUGCUUUCGGUGGGUUUGGGCAGACGCAGAGUGCUCCAGCAUUCGGUGGUGGUGGUUUUGGUGCUGCAACGGGAUCAGCAUUUGGUGGCUUCGGAGCUUCCACAGGGGCGGCAAAUCCCUUCGGUGCCAAGCCAGCUGCACCCUUCGGCGGUGGUUUCGGACAAUCACAAUCAGGCUCCCUCUUUGGAGCCUCAACAGGAGGCGCGUUUGGCAGCCCUGCUACCUCGUCACCUUUUGGCGCGUCGACUGGGGGAGGGUUUGGGGGGUUUGGGGCAUCUACAGGAGGAGCGUUUGGAGCAGCAGCAAAGCCAGCGACAGGGUUCGGUGGGUUCGGGCAGACGCAGGCAACGCCAUUCGGGAGCUCUCCCUUUGGAGCCUCGACGGGAGGGGGGUUUGGAGCACCGGCAACAUCGUCAGGCUUCGGAGGCUUCGGAGCUUCCACAGGGGCGGCAAAUCCCUUCGGUGCCAAGCCAGCUGCACCCUUCGGCGGUGGUUUCGGACAAUCACAAUCAGGCUCCCUCUUUGGAGCCUCAACAGGAGGCGCGUUUGGCAGCCCUGCUACCUCGUCACCUUUUGGCGCGUCGACUGGGGGAGGGUUUGGGGGGUUUGGGGCGUCUACAGGAGGAGCGUUUGGAGCAGCAGCAAAGCCAGCGACAGGGUUCGGUGGGUUCGGGCAGACGCAGGCAACGCCAUUCGGGAGCUCUCCCUUUGGAGCCUCGACGGGAGGGGGGUUUGGAGCACCGGCAACAUCGUCAGGCUUCGGAGGCUUCGGGGCCGCCACUGGUGGAUCCAUGUUUGGUCAACCAGCAAGCCCCUUUGGUGCGCAGCCGACCAUGCAAGUGGCCCAGGCUCCUCCUGUCCAGGUUGUGCUGCCGCAAACUCAAGCAGCAAAUACGAGUUGGAUGGCAGAUGUACAAAGUAAUCCAUACGGGAAUCUGAAGUUGAGGCCUUCAAACUCGGAAACAGCUCCUCGUCUCUUCUCGUCCGACCCUCAUGCUCAGAUUUCGAGUGAUACAGGCAACAACUCACCGUUGCGUUCAUCAUUUUCGCAGCCACCUCACGCUGGCCUUGGAGGAACCUUCAGGGCUAGAGCUGCUGGGUCGAACUCAGCAUCUCGCGGCAAGACGAGCAUCCGGCCGACGCGGAUCGAUGGAAGUUUGAGCCUGAGUGGCCCUGUGCCCUCUGGUCAGAUCCGGCCUGCAAAGGCCUCCCCAAGUCCAGGGCUAAUCUCGUCAUCCACACCAAGUCUGAGGCUGAGACCGUCGGCGGGCUCAUGGAGUACCAAAUUUAGUGAGAUGCUGGAGCGCAAAGAAUCCAGCAACGUCGAGAAACAGCUCUUCCAGUCCGAGUCGCCGGCUGUCGGAAAGGAAAAUGACAACCUGCAAGCCAGCACUCGAGAUAAUGUACAGAUAUCGGAUGGUAUGCGCAACCCAUCAAGUUUUGCGCCUGAGGAUUCGGCGUCCAACAACGUAAACAGCACUCCCAAUGCAAGAGGGAAUGCCCCUUUCAGUUAUGCUUCAAGUCAUCAGCAAGCUUUCACCCCCGUCGGGUCCUCGCAGGGCCCCCUAGCAAACGACAGCCUUCUCCCGAGCAAGCAAUACAACUCAAUGAUGUUUGCGGAUGCCACACAGGAUGGGAUAGAACUUGACAACUCGAUUAUACGGGAUGCGGAGAAGCUUCAUAGCGACAAGCGAACUGACCGGGGGAGUGAAGAUGCCUGGUCCAUCCGAACGUCCGACCUGACCUUCACAGCGUCACGAGAACCGCAAGACCUCAUCGUCCCGCGAGGUUUGACAAUCACGCAGAAGUUUCCGGAUGGCGAGGUGGAGAUAGAAUUCCUGCAGGACUAUGACCUACGAUACGGGCGAGGGGGAGUGCUCAUGGGAGAUGCCGACGGUACAGGGGGCGGGGCUGUUGCUCGCAUCCUUGCUCGGCAUGUGAAGAUUGAGGGAGCAACAAGUGUAGAUAUCUCAGAGCUGAGGGCGCUGGUCGCCGUCAGGAUGACCUCCUCGAAGCUCGGCCAGUACAUCUCGUCGAGAGAGCGACUGGAGAAGGUGAAGAAUCAAUGGACAGAGGCGCUGAAGCAGGAGAACUGGACGGUUCCAGAAGACGGGUUUUCCUACGACGAGAUGAGCAACUGCCUGUCGAUGAAGUGGGUCCCUUCAUGA
This is a messenger RNA of Guillardia theta CCMP2712, 3054 nucleotides long. It is a transcript of the gene NUP96-98, whose product is annotated as Nup96-98, nuclear pore complex component. The transcript is spliced from 6 exons. Gene Ontology annotation, biological process: post-transcriptional tethering of RNA polymerase II gene DNA at nuclear periphery; protein import into nucleus; RNA export from nucleus. NCBI's taxonomy places the organism in Eukaryota, Cryptophyceae, Pyrenomonadales, Geminigeraceae. Bases 1 to 3054 code for a protein of 1017 amino acids. The record is from RefSeq and is a predicted model, not a curated record. Gene Ontology annotation, molecular function: structural constituent of nuclear pore. Gene Ontology annotation, cellular component: nuclear pore cytoplasmic filaments; nuclear pore.